ACUAUAAGUUACAUGGCCGAACGAAUUGUUGGACAAGGCUCAUUUGGUAUUGUGUUUCAGGCUAAAUGUCUUGAAACUGGAGAAACUGUAGCAAUCAAGAAAGUUUUGCAGGAUAAAAGAUACAAGAACCGUGAAUUGCAAACAAUGCGCCUUCUUGAUCAUCCCAAUGUUGUAUCACUCAAACAUUGCUUUUUUUCCACCACAGACAAAGAUGAACUCUAUCUCAAUUUGGUACUUGAAUAUGUACCUGAGACUGUAUAUCGUGUGGUGAAGCACUAUAGCAAGGCAAAUCAGCGGAUGCCCCUAAUAUAUGUUAAACUUUACACAUAUCAGAUUUGUAGAGCCUUGGCUUAUAUUCAUGGGUGUGUUGGAGUGUGCCACAGGGACAUUAAACCGCAGAACCUACUGGUUAAUCCUCAUACACAUCAAGUCAAACUUUGUGAUUUUGGAAGUGCAAAAGUUCUGGUCAAGGGUGAACCUAACAUAUCUUAUAUCUGCUCUCGAUACUAUCGAGCUCCGGAACUCAUAUUUGGGGCAACAGAGUAUACUACUGCAAUUGAUAUGUGGUCUGUUGGUUGUGUUCUUGCUGAGCUACUACUGGGGCAGCCUCUGUUUCCAGGAGAAAGUGGAGUUGAUCAACUUGUUGAAAUUAUCAAGGUACUUGGGACUCCAACUCGUGAGGAAAUAAAAUGCAUGAAUCCAAAUUACACAGAAUUUAAGUUCCCUCAAAUCAAAGCUCACCCCUGGCAUAAGAUAUUCCAUAAGCGUAUGCCCCCAGAAGCAGUAGAUCUUGUUUCAAGGCUUCUCCAGUAUUCUCCAAAUUUACGUAGCACUGCUUUGGAUGCAUGUAUCCACCCAUUUUUUGAUGAACUCCGCCAUCCUAAUACUCGUCUCCCUAAUGGGCGCCCUUUGCCAGCCCUCUUCAAUUUCAAACCUCAAGAGCUGAAGGGAGUGACUUUGGAGCUUCUAUGCAAACUUGUCCCAGAACAUGCUCGGAAACAGUGUCCAUCCCUUAAUUUCUAG
Sphenostylis stenocarpa is the source of this 1023-nucleotide messenger RNA. The record is from the annotation of a GenBank genome assembly. Lineage: Eukaryota; Viridiplantae; Streptophyta; Magnoliopsida; Fabales; Fabaceae.